This is a messenger RNA of Sardina pilchardus (European sardine), 730 nucleotides long. RefSeq names its product ss18, like 2 (gene ss18l2). Lineage: Eukaryota; Metazoa; Chordata; Actinopteri; Clupeiformes; Clupeidae. The coding region runs from base 331 to 582 and encodes 83 amino acids. The record is from RefSeq and is a predicted model, not a curated record. The transcript has 4 exons.
UCCAAUUCCCUAUCUAAAAUGAGCGGUUGCGCUGUGAAGAAGCCAGAGCUAGUUUAAAAAAACAGUUCUGAAAUCCAGAACUCACUUUAUUUUCAGUACCUGUUAAUUGACACACGUUCAAGGGGUUUUGAACAGCCUAACUAAUGGUACAUUUUUAACUGUUCAAGCUAAGCUGCUACGUGAUAAAUCGCUUGUGAAAUAUACCCCCCCUGUGUCUAGCCAGCUAAUGUUGUUAGCUAACGUUGAUAACGAGCUACAUAAUAUAUUUCACUCGUAGCGCAUUCAAGCUCAGAAAACACCUACCAACGAAUUGUCUGCCUGCUACGAAAAAUGUCCGUUGUUUUCGUACCGAGAAGGCAACGUGGGAAGGCCGAAAUUAACCAGGAAAUUAUUCAACGGUUGCUUGACGAAAACGAUCAGCUGGUGAGAUGCAUUGCGGAAUACAUGCAGCGGGGACGCGCGACAGAAUGUGUCCAGUAUCAACAGAUUUUACACCGGAAUAUUGUGUACCUCGGGACCAUAGCCGACGCCAGUCCUGACACCCCUCCCACCACAGAGGCUCCACAAGAAAAUGGGGAAUGACCAGCACACAAGUGUCAGUGAUGGGGGGCAUAUUUUGUAUUUGCAUCCAUACAAAUGUAUGAGUUAAUGUUUUGUUUCCUGCACUUUGAACUUUCUGUGCAAACGAUUGUGACAUUAUUUAUAAUAAAUGUCUAUUUUUUACAUGUGG